This is a messenger RNA of Sciurus carolinensis (gray squirrel), 3321 nucleotides long. It is a transcript of the gene Nutm1, whose product is annotated as NUT midline carcinoma family member 1. The transcript is spliced from 7 exons. The coding region runs from base 13 to 3321 and encodes 1102 amino acids. NCBI's taxonomy places the organism in Eukaryota, Metazoa, Chordata, Mammalia, Rodentia, Sciuridae. The record is from RefSeq and is a predicted model, not a curated record.
CCCAAAUCUGAGAUGAUGGCUUCAGAUGGAGCAUCUCCACUUCCGGGACCGGAUGUGACUCUGAAACCUGGUGCUGCCCUAUCUUCUUUCACUGCACUUCCCUUUCCCCCACCUGCUCCUGGCCCGCCAGACCAGCCACUCUGGGAGCCAUCUCCACAGCCCUCCCUGACUUCCGCAUUCUCUCCAGGCAACCCUCUGGUGCUCUCUGCUUUCCCCAGCCCACUGUUGAUGACUGGAGAAGCCAACCCUGGCCCUAGUGGGGCUGGGGUUGGGGCUGGGAAGGUCAUUGUCAAAGUCAAGGCAGAAGGGGGACCAGCUGAACCCUCUCAAACUCAGAACUUCAUCUUCACUCAGACAGCCCUGAGUUGGAUUGCCUCGGGUACUCCCUGUGGGAGCGCUGAGGGUCCUCCUGCUCAGUACAUUACAGCUUCUAAUAUGAAGACCAUCCUGCCCACUGAGGCUGUUGGGGUGAACCAGGAGGGCCCCCCAGGCCUUCCUUCUCAGGCUCCACCACCAGCUGCCCAACUGGCUCCCAUUGUGCCUCCAGAAAAGGCUUGGCCAGGGCCUCAAGGGGCAAUCGGGGAAGGAGGUUGUGUAGCCACCCAGAAACCCUCGCUGGGUGACCUCGCCUAUACUUCCAAGGGCGUUUAUGAGAACUUCCGUCGCUGGCAGCGCUACAAGGCCUUGGCCCGGAGGCAUGUAUCCCAAAGUCCUGAUGUAGAAGCUCUUUCCUGCUUUCUUAUCCCAGUGCUUCGCUCCCUGGCGCGACUGAAGCCCACAAUGACACUGGAGGAGGGACUGCCGAGGGCUGUGCAGGAGUGGGAGCACACCAGCAACUUCGACCGGAUGAUCUUUUAUGAGAUGGCUGAAAAGUUCAUGGAAUUUGAGGCAGAAGAGGAGCUGCAGAUACAGAGUGCACAGCUGAUGAAUGGCGCUCAGGGUCUGUCUCCUGCAGCCCCUUUGAAAUCUGAUCCUCCAGGGCCACCAGCCCCUGAGGUUUGCCAACAGCCAGUGUACAUUCCAAAGAAGGCAGCCUCCAAGGCACGGGCUCCCCGCCGGCGGCAGCGCAAACCCCAAAGGCCUCCUGUUCCUGAGGCACCCAAGGAGAUUCCACCAGAAGCUGUGAAAGAGUAUAUUGACAUCAUGGAGGGGCUGGAGGGGAGUCACUUGGCCACUGGGGAGUCGGAUGGAAAACAGGAGGAGCAGCAGGAGGAUGAAGCCAUGUAUCCAGAUCCAGGUCUCCUGGGCUAUAUUGAUGAACUGUGUUCUCAGGAGAUCUUUGUCUCGAAGGUGGAGGCCGUUAUUCAUCCUCAAUUUAUGGCAGAUCUGCUGUCCCCAGAACAGGAGAGGGAUCCUUUAGCCUUAAUGGAGGAGCUGGAGCAAGAAGAAGGACUCACUCUUUCCCAGCUGGUCCAGAAGCGACUCUCGGCCUUGGAACAGGAGGAUGCGGAGGCGCCUCCAAAUUGCAGUGCAGCUCAGUUGGUCUCAAGUCAUCCUGUUUCUGAUCAGGAUGAAGGAGGGGGUGGGAGGCCUCAGCUCUCACCUGGGCCUCAAGGGGCUGGGGGCACUGUUUGCCUUGGAAAGGCUGCUUCUUCAGGAAAGCAGGCAAGAGAAAUGCAUGGUGGGCAGCAGCGAGCUCUGGAUGGUCUAAGAGGUUUGCGCAGGGAGGGGAACACUCUGCCAUCCUCUAGUAAUUGGGACCUUCACGUGGAACUUGGGGCUUCACAGGGAACUCAGGCACUCUUGGGUAUGGAGAGAAAAGGGUCUAGGAAGGUCAUAAACCAGCUGUCACCACAUCAGGAGGGUCAUCAGGGAGGUGCUGGGUCUCCUGGACACUGCCUGGUGACUGAUAGGACUUCAGAGGCUUUACCCCUUUGCUGGCAGGAAGGCCCCCAGCCCAAGAAUGCUCCCAAUUUGGAUGCUGAACUUGAAAAGCCAGCUCCUCUACAAGGACAGGAGUUAGAAAAGCAGGACCUGGGGCUGCAGACAGAACAGAUGGGGGAACUUGAAGUGCUUCCUCAAGGGGCAAAGCCUUUAGCAACACCCCAGGAAGGCUUCUCAGGAGCCUUGUGCAGAGAUGACAGAGGUCCUCCCAUGGCUCAGAACUGUGAUCAGGAAUCUUCCCCUGGAGCAGUUGGGGACAGGGACAGGACCUCUCUCAGCCAAGGACUUUGGCUGAGUAGUGAGAUGGUUGCUGUAGGCUUGGAGUUGCCCUUACAAAUUGAAGAAGUCAUAGAGAGCUUCAAAGAUGGGGAAUGUGUAACUGAGCACCAGGCCCUGGGCUCGAGGAAUAGCAUUUCUCUGGGUCCUGCAGAAACCACAGUGCCUGGGGAUACAGGGAGCAGUGUGGUUCCCUGUGGAGAGACAGAUGCCAGCUUGCCAGUACCUCUGAGAGCCAACAGCCCAGCUUUGGGACCAAAAGAAAAGAGAGAACAGAUCCCUGAGACCAUACAGGAUCCCAGUGAUCUCUGGGCUGAAGGUUGUUCUCCACUGCUGGAGAGCAGAGUUGGUACCUCCACAAUGGGGUCUCCCAAAGAAACCCCAUUGCCUGCAAGCCAAGGCAAUCCCAUUAUCCUAGGGACCCAGGAUGCUUCCUCUUUCCCGGAGGGUGGCCAAGAGGCAGGGAGCAGAGGCAAUCUCUUUUCUCCUCUGUUGAAAACCAUAGAACAUGAAAACAUACUAGACGGUAGAGAUAACUGUGGCCUCCAACUAGGCGUUAGCAAAGAUACUUGUCCUACAAAUUUUACUUCUGAUGAUCCUCAAGGAGGGAGCAGGGAAGAUAAGGGUUUGUCUAAGCCAAAAGACCUUGUUCCUUUACAAAGCAAUCAAGAGGCCUUGACACUGAGGACCCCCAAAUCAACAUCUCCUCACCAGGGCCUUCGGAGCUCUUCCCCUAGAUGGGGAACCAAGGAUGCUUCAGUCCUGAGAGAAACCUCUCCUAUGAGUAAAACACACACCUCAGAUGUGACCAAAGGAGGGGAGGAGGAGGAGGGGGGAGAUGAGGAAGAUGAGGGGCUCUCCAACUUUGCCUACCUCUUGGCCUCAAAACUUAGCCUAUCUCCGAGGGGGCCUCCCCUUAGUCCUUGCCAAACCUCAGGAGGUCGGGCCGUUCAGAGAGCAUCCCACCCCUCCACUGAGGAAAGAGGUCUUAGUCAAGCUCCAUACCCUGUCAAGUCUGGGAAGCGAGCUGUAGUUGGAGGUCCAGCCCCUGCUGAAAAGAGACCCCUGGCUCUGGGAACUGUGCGACCCUCACAGCCUCGUAAAAGGCGGCGUGACAGUUUUGUCACAGGCAGAAGGAAGAAACGACGUCGUAGCCAGUAG